AUGCUAUGCUACGAUGUUGACGACGAAACACUCAGUCUUAUUCUCCAACUACAAAUUGAGGACCUGGAAAAUAUUAAGCAGAAAAGCAAAGGAAAACAUCGCCAAGAUGAGAUUACCGACGCAGCUCUUGCCGUUGAUACGUACGAGUCAGACUUAAGGUCUCUUGUCCGCAUCGCCUCGGACAGAUGCAUGUGCAAAAGCAUUACAAAGGCGAACAGGCUUGAUGGGCGUCUUAUUUCAAUUUUAGGGGGUCAGGAGAAACAGGCCGCACGGGACAGAGAAGUAGCCGUUCGGUUGAGCCGCGGGGAGCAGGUCGAUGGGUAUCAUCCUCCGGAUGCGGCUCAGGGAAAUGCCCCUACAGAUAUCGAUGAGGAGUUGUUGAACAGACUCGAAUCUAUCUAUGUGUCUGCAGACGGAUAUGAGGAUAUUUCAGACCAGGCCGAGUCAUCGACAUGGGCAUCAUCCAGGAUUCAGGCGACGGAAAAGAUCAAGAUGGACAAGCUGAUCAAAAGGCAAUGUAUCAGUUGCCUCGACAUUUUCAUCUGUGCCGAUAUGGCACGUUGUCCAUGCGGGCAUCAAUACUGUCAAACCUGCCUGCGGGAGCUUUUCGCGACAUCGCUCACGGACGAGUCACUCUUCCCCCCAAAAUGCUGCGGAAAGUCUAUACCCAUCAAUGAUUACUGGCGGUUUCUUCCCUCGACAUUAGCCACGGAUUUUCGUGCCAAAGAGGUCGAGUUCUCGACGCCUAACCGGACAUAUUGCCAUAUACCGACAUGUUCAAGAUUUAUACCUAAAGAGUUUAUCAAAGCCGAUGUCGCAUCAUGCAAGGGAUGCGGGCAGCGUACCUGCACCAUGUGCAAGGGCGCUGAGCAUAAGGAUCAAGAUUGUGUUCAAGAUACCUUGACUCAAAAUCUGCUGGAGGUUGCCGCUGCAAACGGUUGGCAAAGAUGCUUUUCUUGCCGAGCAAUUGUAGAGCUAGAUCAUGGGUGUAACCAUAUGACCUGUCGCUGCGGUACGCAAUUCUGCUACGUGUGCGGCCUUCAAUGGAAGACGUGCUCCUGCGAUCAAUGGAACGAGGAACGACUCUACGCCCGUGCCAAUGUUAUUGUGAACCGGGACGCAAAUGCCUUUCUUCUGGAUCAUGAGGAUCGAGCUCGAAGGGUUGAGAGAGAGGCACAGAAUCUGGUUACCAACCAUCAGUGUUUGCACGGUACAUGGAGAAGCCGCAGCGGCUCUUAUCGAUGUGAAGAGUGCCACGAUAGGUUGUCUGUUUAUAUCUACGAAUGCGCUCAAUGCCGCAUCCGUGCUUGCCGACGAUGUCGGUUCAACCGACUCUGAGCCACUUGGAAUUUCUAUCAGCUCUGAAAGUGUCUUUUGCAGAAC
Colletotrichum navitas is the source of this 1383-nucleotide messenger RNA. Its product is annotated as IBR finger domain-containing protein. Lineage: Eukaryota; Fungi; Ascomycota; Sordariomycetes; Glomerellales; Glomerellaceae. Bases 1 to 1338 code for a protein of 445 amino acids. The transcript is spliced from 2 exons. Gene Ontology annotation, biological process: positive regulation of proteasomal ubiquitin-dependent protein catabolic process; ubiquitin-dependent protein catabolic process; protein polyubiquitination. The record is from RefSeq and is a predicted model, not a curated record. Gene Ontology annotation, cellular component: cytoplasm; ubiquitin ligase complex. Gene Ontology annotation, molecular function: ubiquitin protein ligase activity; zinc ion binding; ubiquitin conjugating enzyme binding.